Molecule: messenger RNA, 2443 nt
Organism: Nematolebias whitei (Rio pearlfish)
Lineage: Eukaryota; Metazoa; Chordata; Actinopteri; Cyprinodontiformes; Rivulidae
Gene: cpt2
Product: carnitine palmitoyltransferase 2
Exons: 5
Coding region: 102-2102 (666 amino acids)
Biological process (GO): fatty acid beta-oxidation
Cellular component (GO): mitochondrion
Molecular function (GO): carnitine O-palmitoyltransferase activity
Source: RefSeq, a predicted model, not a curated record
UUAUGUCUCAUUAGGGUUUAUUUUUGUCACGUUUAGCCGGUCGGUGUGCUUCUGUUGGGUACUAAAAAUCCCAGCAUUUAUCCGGUUAUUUAGCAAACAUUAUGGCCUCUCUACUCUCAGCACGAUGCGCUGUUUCUCUGAGGAAAUCUGCGAGUCUGAUUCAUUUUAGAAGCGGAGCGCUGCUGUUUUCACGGUGCUACGGAAGCAAAACGGCUUCUUCUCCAGAGUUUCUGCACGAAAGCAUCGUGCCAUCGAUGCAUUACCAGAAGAGUUUGCCCAGACUGCCCGUACCGAAGCUUGAAGACACCAUCAGGAGGUAUUUAGCUGCUCAGAAGCCUCUGCUGGAUGAUGAUCAGUUCAGAACAACUGAGAAAAUCGCUCAGGACUUCCAAAAUGGAGCAGGGAAACAGCUACACGAGGAGCUGGUGGCUCAAGACAAGAACAACAAGCACACGAGCUACAUCUCAGGUCCGUGGUUUGAUAUGUACCUGUCUGCGCGCGACUCUGUGGUGCUGAACUUCAACCCUUUCAUGUCCUUCAACCUGGACUCCAGGAACGAGUACAACGACCAGCUGGUGCGGUCCACCAACAUGGUGUGCUCGGCCGUGCGCUUCAUGAAAACGCUGCGAGCGAGAUUACUGGAGCCGGAGGUUUUCCAUCUGAACCCGGCAAAGAGCGACACGCAAAGGUUCAAGAACUUCAUCCGCUGGGUGCCGUCUUCUCUGUCGUGGUACGGGGCCUACAUGGUGAACGCCUACCCCCUCGAUAUGUCGCAGUACUUCCGCCUCUUCAACUCGACUCGUAUUCCCAAACCCGGGCGAGACGAGCUCGUCACCGACGAGAAAGGCCGACAUUUGUUGGUCAUGAGAAAAGGCAACAUGUACGCGUUUGAUGUUGUGGACAGAGACGGAAACUUGGUGAAACCCGCAGAGAUCCAGUCGCAUCUGAAGUACAUUUUGUCCGACUCCACCCCAGCGCCGGCCUUCCCUCUGGGUGUCCUGACCAGUGAGAACAGGGACAUCUGGGCCGGACUGAGGGACAAACUGGUCGCUGCUGGGAAUGCAGAGGUUCUGCAGAUGGUCGACAGUGCUCUGUUCUGUCUCUGCCUGGAUGACGAGAGCAUGCGAGACCACAUUCACAUUUCCCACAACAUGCUGCACGGCGACGGCUGCAACCGCUGGUUCGACAAGUCCUUCAGCGUCAUCGUGACCAAAGACGGUCAAGCGGCUAUCAAUUUUGAGCACUCUUGGGGCGACGGAGUGGCCGUGCUCCGUUUUCAGAACGAGGUCUUUAAAGACACGACAGAGAAGCCGUUGGUCCACCCGGGCUCUCCUCCUGCUGCUGUGGACUCGGCCUCGGCUGUGCGCAGACUGAGCUUCAACCUGGACCGAGAGCUGGAGAGCGGCAUCGAAAAGGCCAAGAAGAACUUCGACUCAGCCGUGUCCAAACUCACAAUCGAUGCCAUGGAGUUCAAGAAAGGUGGGAAGGAGCAGUUAAAGAAGAGCAAGUUGAGUCCAGAUGCCGUCGCCCAGCUGUCUUUUCAGAUGGGCUUCCUGAGACUGUACGAUCAGACGGUGGCCACGUACGAGUCCUGCAGCACUGCGGUCUUCAGGCACGGUCGCACGGAGACCAUCCGACCAGCCUCCACGCACACCAAACUGUGUUCGCACGCUUUCGUUCACGAGCCCAACAAGCACAGCGUGGAGGAGCUGCGGGCCAUGAUCAGCGAGUGCUCCAAAUACCACGGCCAGCUCACCAAGGAGGCAGCUAUGGGUCAAGGCUUUGACCGCCACCUGUUCGCCAUGCGUUACCUGUCCAACUCAAAGGGCCAGGCUCUGCACAGCCUGUACACAGACCCGGCUUACGCUGCCAUCAACCACAACAUCCUGUCCACCAGCACCCUCACCAGCCCCGCCGUCAGCCUCGGAGGCUUCGCUCCGGUGGUGCCCGACGGGUUCGGCGUUGGUUACGGCGUUCACGACGACUGGAUCGGCUGCAACGUCUCCAGCUACCCGGCUCGCAACGUCCACGAGUUCUUACAGUGUGUCCACAAGUCUUUGGAGGACAUCUUCAAUGUUCUGGAAGGAAAGCCACUCAGCUAAGAGAGAGGUGUCCUCAGACGAAUCAACUCGUAGCUUCCAAAACUGAUUCCAUUACAGAUUUACAGACUCGUUUACUUCUGCAGAUUCAUGGGUUUUCGAGAAGAAAUGCCUUAAUGGUUAACGUACAUUUUGACUGGGAUUGUUUAUUUGAAUGGGGAUGAACUGCAGGAGUCAGAUGUUUUACUCUGUACAGCGCUCAGUCCGUCUGAGGCAGCUCUUUCAACCUUCUAUGGAAGACAGCAGCAUGGGGACACGUGCCUUUUAAUAAUGUGAAGACAAAACCGACAACUUGAUCCGUUUUAUUUAACCGUCUUGUCUGGACGUUGCUCACAGCUUUGUGA